AUGGGCUCCCCCGAUUUCGCAGCAGCUUCUGCGCCUCGCCAUUCUUCUCAUGAUGAUGAUGGGAAGACAGCAUAUGCUGCCCCCGUUCCAUAUCAAAAUGAAGAUCUUGACAUCGAUGAAGCGUCCAGGAAGAAUUUGGAAAGGAGAUUGGUGAGGAAGGUGGACUGGAGAUUGUGUACGAUCGCUGGAAUAUUGUGUAGUUUGAAUUUGAUGGAUUCGGGAAUCAUUAGUUCGGCCAGUGUCGCAGAUGAUUUCUUUACGGAUUUGGGUUUGGGAGUGGGGAACAGAUAUUCUGUAUCAAUCUUGGUGUACACGGUGGCAAGUGUAACAUUUCAGUUGCCAGCUACGCUGUGUGUGAGGAUGUGUGGACCAAGAUUUGUAUUCUCGUUGAUUACGAUUGGGUUUGGUAUUAUAACAUUGUGUACGGCUUUCAUCAAUACCUGGCAACAGAUGGUAGCCCUUCGUCUACUCCUGGGAAUUGCUCAAUCUGCUAUCUUUCCCGGAUUGAGCUACCUUAUUUCAACUUGGUAUACUAGAAAAGAACAACAGCUUCGUUUCGCUUUUUUGCAGACGGGCGAAGUUAUUGUUGUUGGUCUGGGAAUUUUCCUCAACUAUGGUGUGAACCAUUUGAAUGGUAAAGGGAGCUUGGCCGGUUGGAGGUGGAUGUUUCUAGUGCAAGGCUUGCUUGCUAUAGUUGUGGGAUGCGCAACCUAUUUCUGGAUGGUGGAUUUCCCAGAAAAUGCCCAUAAAAGUUUCCGUUUCUUGUCGGCCGAAGAGCAAAAUCUGGCACUGACAAGAAUUUCUGAUGACAGAGGCGACGUGAAGGCCGAGGAAUUUUCAUUGAGAAAAUGUAUUAUCCAUUUUCUAGAUCCAAAGAUCUACGGUUUCUGUGCUUUGCUUUUUUGCUUGAACUUGGUAUCGACAAGCAUGUCUUACUUUUUACCCAUCAUUCUGAAAACUGGAAUGGGAUUUUCUGAGGAUAGUUCGAUCAUGUUAUCAGCACCACCAUAUUUCUAUGCUGUGAUUCCCGUCAUUAUUUCCUCAAUAGUUGGUGAUCGCUAUCAACUUCGAGGCUUGGUCAUAAUCUUCAAUUCCAUCUGUACGGUUGUGGGUUUUUGCAUGUUGGGAUUCGCUAGUCAAGACACAGCUCGAUAUAUUGGAACAUAUUUAGCGACAGGAGGUUAUGUAUCAAACUGGGCAGCAAUGAAUGCAUACCAAUCAUCCAAUAUUGUCGGACAGUGGAAAAGAGCAACCUUUGCGGCUGCCGGAACUGCCUGUAAUGGGCUUGGAGGAAUUGCCGGUGCAUUCAUCAUCAGGUAUAAUGAGGCACCUCGAUAUCUGACAGCAAUUUGGGUCAGUAUUGGCUCUCAAAUAUUCAUUAUUGCCAUUGUGGGCAUUUUCUCGAUAUAUUUUUGGUAUGCCAACGGCCGACAGAGAAAGGGGAUGGUCCUACUAGAGAGGACUAUGAACUUCAGGUAUACUUAUUAG
This is a messenger RNA of Botrytis deweyae, 1488 nucleotides long. RefSeq lists its product as uncharacterized. The coding region runs from base 1 to 1488 and encodes 495 amino acids. Gene Ontology annotation, cellular component: membrane. The transcript is spliced from 5 exons. NCBI's taxonomy places the organism in Eukaryota, Fungi, Ascomycota, Leotiomycetes, Helotiales, Sclerotiniaceae. The record is from RefSeq and is a predicted model, not a curated record. Gene Ontology annotation, biological process: transmembrane transport. Gene Ontology annotation, molecular function: transmembrane transporter activity.